CGGGGCGGUGGUUCCGGAGCCGCCGCUGCCGUGAGGGCUGUGCGGGAGGAGAGGGGAAGAGAGGGGCUCCGCCGCCUCCGCCGCCGCCCCUUCCGCCGCCUCCUCCCUUCUGCUCGGCGGAGAGGAGGCCGCCAUGCACCCUGUGUUCCAGAGCAGCCGGCGCGACUUCACCUUUGGGCCGUGGAAGCUGAGCGCCGCCCGGACGCACAUCAUGAAGUCGGCGCAGGCCGAGAGGUUGGCUGAGGAAUUGCACAUGCCUUCCCUGCCAGAGAUGAUGUUUGGAGACAAUGUCCUAAGAAUACAGCAUGACCAUGGUUUUGGAAUUGAGUUCAAUGCUACAGAUGCUUUAAAAUGUGUCAAUAAUUGUCAAGGUAUGAUCAAAGUCGCUUGUGCAGAAGAAUGGCAAGAGAGCAGGAGUGAGACUGAGCACAGUAAGGAAGUUGUCAAGCCAUAUGACUGGACUUACACAACAGAUUACAAAGGAACUUUGCUGGGAGAUACUGCAACAUUAAAGGUUGUUCCUACAACAGAACACAUAAAUACAGAGAAAUUGAAAGCCAGGGAACAAAUUAUGUUUUUUGAAGAGGUACUCCUGUUUGAAGAUGAACUUCAUGAUCAUGGAGUAUCAAGUUUGAGUGUGAAAGUAAGAGUUAUGCCUUCCAGCUUUUUUGUGCUGCUGAGGUUCUUUUUGCGAGUGGAUGGGGUACUCAUCAGGAUGAAUGAUACAAGGCUUCAUCAUGAGGCUGACAAGACCUACAUGUUGCGAGAAUACACAUCCAGGGAAAGCAAAAUAUCAAGUUUAAAGAACUGUUCAGCUGCAAAAUCAGGUACUCCACAUCCCAUGAUGUUAAAUUUCAUGGCUGGUUGUGUGCUUGCAAGCAGUAUUAAGGGUUAAGGUCUGUUUGGUAAUAGACUCUUUCAGUUUUUCUCAAAUGUUUGAGGUUAAUAGGUCACCUUAAAACUCUAGUAAUGGCUCAGAAUAAUUUGUGGCACAUUUGGAGUUGCAGCUGUUGAUUUUUAUUCAUGACAAAUGCCUGACCUUCCAUUUCUUGUACCUUUCCUUCUCCCUUAUUUUUCCCUUGCCUCUAAAAAGUUUGUCUCUAGUGGUGUUUACAUGCAGUAAAUUAUAAAUUAAUUGUCUAUGAAAGUUUGGGGUUUGAAUACAUUUUCUUAU
This is a messenger RNA of Poecile atricapillus (Black-capped chickadee), 1174 nucleotides long. It is a transcript of the gene TIPRL, whose product is annotated as TOR signaling pathway regulator. Lineage: Eukaryota; Metazoa; Chordata; Aves; Passeriformes; Paridae. The record is from RefSeq and is a predicted model, not a curated record. The transcript has 7 exons. The coding region runs from base 134 to 895 and encodes 253 amino acids. Gene Ontology annotation, biological process: TOR signaling. Gene Ontology annotation, cellular component: cytosol.